Molecule: messenger RNA, 6699 nt
Organism: Truncatella angustata
Lineage: Eukaryota; Fungi; Ascomycota; Sordariomycetes; Amphisphaeriales; Sporocadaceae
Exons: 5
Coding region: 1-6699 (2232 amino acids)
Biological process (GO): intracellular signal transduction; negative regulation of TORC1 signaling; positive regulation of autophagy
Cellular component (GO): GATOR1 complex
Molecular function (GO): GTPase activator activity
Source: RefSeq, a predicted model, not a curated record
AUGCAGACAAUCAAGAACACAAUUGGUGAGAACUUCGGUGGUGCGGCUCAAGGAUUGAGCACACAUCAGUUCAGCCUGGAUGAGGUUCCCGACUUGACGGGCAAAGUCGCUGUCGUGACGGGCGGCAGCGAAGGCAUCGGAUAUGGAUGCACCUAUACGCUUCUGAAGCACAACAUAUCGAAGCUGUACGUCCUAUCUAUAGACGAAGAGAUCGUAAACAGCGCCAAAGGAGCCAUUGGCAAGGAGAUUGGCCAGGAAGCUGCGAACAAAACGCACUGGCUCCAAUGCGACUUAUCGGACUGGAAGGGGGUGAAAGAUAUCGCCGAGCAAAUCAAAAAGGAAAACGAACGACUCGAUAUCCUAAUAAACAACGCUGGCCGAGGUAUCAUGACCUACCAGUUAAGUGACCAAGGUGUCGACCUACAUAUGGCAGUCAACCAUAUGGGACAUGUUGUUCUCACGUCGCACUUACUCCCGUUGAUGAAAAAGACAGCGGAAGGAGGUACCGUGGUAAGAAUAGUCAAUCUGGCCAGCAAUGCACAUCAAGGUGCUCCGAGUGAUACGAAAUUCGAGGACCUUGAGGAAAUCAACCGGGAUCUCGGGCCCAACGGCCAAUAUGGUCGAAGCAAACUUGCGGCGAUCCUCUACUCAAGAUACUUUGACCGCAAUGUCACCCAGAACGGCCACCCAAACAUUGUCAUGAACGCAACUCAUCCCGGCGUUGUAAGCACGAGACAAAGCAAAGAGCAUAUCCACGAGCCUUAUCCUCUUGGUGGGUAUGCCGUGUCGGUACUUAUGGAGCCUUUCAAGAAAAAUCAGUUCGAGGGCUGUGUGUCGUCCGUCUUUGCAGCAACAUACACGGACAAGUCAGGGCAGUAUAUUUGCCCGCCAUGUGUUCCAGAGGCUGGCAGUGAAAUGUCUCAAGACGACGCUCUCGGAGAUCGGCUGAUGGCUCUUACAAGAAAGAUUUCAACCACAGCGCCUGCCAAGUCAGAGUACUGCGCUCCGUUAGCGAUCAAGUUAGCGAACGGAAAAGCGGCAGCAGCCGGCAAAAUUGGAGCCGAUCCACCCCCAACUUUGGAGCUCUCUCAGCACAAGCUUCCAAGGUUAACGCCUCGGCGCAACAGUCCGGCGCAAUGGACCUCGCAUCUCCGACAAAUCAGCAGGACGAGCUUCGAUAAGACGCCGCUCGACUCACCGCGAUCGCCGGAUACUGUCUCCAGCGUGUCCACCGUCCGAGAGGCCCCGCCCGCCAAGCGAGUUCUCGAGCGCACCUGUACCGUGUCCAUCAACGAGUCCGUCAUUGGUGAAGAGGUUCUGCUGAACCUCGAACUGCUCGGCGGUGGCAUCACACCAGGCAGUCUCAUGUCGGUAACGCCCAUCAGAUCCGACCAAGAUCGCUCCUCCAGCGUCAAUUACGGAUCCUUGCGACCCGCCAACGUCCAUCGCGCCCUCUCGGCCCAGCAUGACGAGCUCCAUAGACAGGGCGGCGAAAGCGCAAGACGAUACAUUUUCGUGGUGAAAGAUGUCCCUAAAGAGCUUAAGGCUCGGCAGCCCGGCGUUGAAGUCUACGUUGCAAAGCACAUCGGAGAUACGUUUGGUAUGAAGAGAGGCACCACCGUUGUCUUGGCCCCAGUCGACGAAGUGGCGCCGGCCACGGAAGCCUCACACGUAGAGCUUUCAUUUAGGGAUAUGUACCUGUCUCGCGCCGACAUGUGGAGGCUCGCAGUCGCUGAACUCGUGGACAAGACGGUCUACAAGGGCCAAGUGGUGUAUUUCAUGGGCACCAUCAAGGCGACCGUCACAUCAGUUUUCGUGGACGGUCGCAAAGUCCAGUCGGCCUUCUUCUGUCACAAUACCCGUCCCAUAUUCAGGAGCGAGUCUGCUCGCUAUGUUCUGUUCAUCCAGAUGGCGCGCGAGAUGUGGGAUUUCGAUCCGGAUGAUUCGGGUGAGAUCAUGUUUCAAAAAGUCGUCAAUGGUUUCUUGCCGGCGUUGUUCAAGAAGUGGGCCAUGCUUCAAGUUAAGCACCUUGUGAGCAUUGUGCUUUUCGCUAGAGUUGAGUACGAUACCGGUCUGACCACGGACCUUGCGAGCAAUGAGGUCAUGAACGACUACUAUACUGGUUACCAGACAUCGGGAGACAAGCGCCCUUACAAGGACUUCUACCGCGUUGUGGUGAGUGAAAUGUCUAGUGGAGAAUGGACAACAAUUUUGCACCAACUGAAAAAGGAGUUCAACGCAUUCCGCAAGGACAUUAGUCUUCACCAUCAAGAUGCCAUGAGCGCUGCCAUGAACCUCCCGGACGAUGCCAUUGAUAAGGCCAACGAAGCCACUAAGAUCAAAGCCGAGUCAUCCUGCGCCAUGUAUGGCAAUUUUCUUGAGGCCAUCAACCUGGCUUCAUCACAGUAUGCCCAUGACUACAUUGAUAGAGAUCUACUGCGAACCGGAAUCUCCAUUGUGGUUAUUAGCCCAGGUUCGGGCGUUUUCGAAGUCGAGUACGAAAACCUCCGAAGAACUACCGAGGCUCUUGUCGGCAAUGGAAUCGGCAUUGAUUUAAUCUGUAUCCCUAAAAUCCCGCUCCACUCUGUGCCACUCUUUCGGUACAGGAACCCUCUUUUUAUAGAGGCAAACCAACGGUCCCGCUCGGUACGGAGUCGCGACAGUACUCCAAAGGUACCAACACCCUUGGUCGGCAGCUAUACCACAUUAGGGGAAUCUCUGUCUCCAACCAAAGCUAGUGACGGCACAGUUCGCAUUGAGCCGCUCACAAAGCUUUAUACCGAUGAGUGGGCAUUUGCGCUACCACAAUGGCUGCAUGUCUCGUACUGGACCGGGCAGUCUGAAGAGGCUCUCUCAUACCAGGGCAUAUCGCUUUCAGCGUCGGAACAGACCAACCAAGACUCCCAAGAAAACUUCACCAUUCGCUGUAGAUUGUAUGAGCUGCAAAUGCGGAGUGUGCUUGAGAACAACGAGAUCGAGACAACGCCACUUUAUGCAGAUCCCAAAUUCCCGCAGAAAGCACUCGGCGUAGAUACCACAAAGCACUCUCAUGAAAGCUCUCUCAAGUCUUCCAUGGCUCUUAGGGCCAGGGGCAUAGAUAGCCUCUAUGAGCCUGUCUAUGGGUUCCAAAAGUUCAAUCCUGAUAAAUUCACAAAAUCUGGUGAAACGUCUAUUUGGAAACAGCUGCAGGCAUUUGACGACCAUCGUUCGCGUCUCCCGAAAUCUCGUAUUGUUUUGUCGGCUUCCCGGUCGGCCAGAAAUUUAGAAGAGGUAACCAGAAAACAUUUGAAGGAGGACACCUCCUUAUUUGGGUCCUCGGUUGGCGAUAAGAAGGCUGGCAAUCCAUCCGCCAAUUUUUCUUCCAGUCUUGCAUCGAUAAGCCGAACGGAGAGUACGCCGUCCGAUACAGCAGUAUCCAGCAGGAGAGACUCUGCGGCCUCGGCUUCUCACUACAGACUCAUGCCUAAUAUCAAGAUGCCUAAACUGAUGAGGCAGAUAAGCUUGGGGCAAAAAGGCUUUGGAAUUGCAGCUCCGAAAGCUGCUGUCGCCGAGAUCAAGGCAGAAAAUGUCAAUGCCUUACAUGCUGGUCUGCAAGCACCGACAGCCUCGAAAACUUCUCAACAGACUCCGAGAAAGCCAACUGCCGAGCCAAGAUCUCCGCAGCUCAUCGCCACAGGGCGGCCGGUUCGAACCUUCGAUCAAGCGAAGUCGAAUCUGUCUGGCCAGCUUCAAGAUCUAGUGCAGGGCACACCAAGCAGGCCAAUAUACAUAAAACCGACAUCUAAUAUGGAUUCCAUCCCCCAGCUUAAGUCUGGGUCAAAUUUGGCAAGUGGUUCAGUUACGGCCACGCCUGCACCAAGAACCUCUCGACAGCAGGUGGACCAGGAUCAAAAGUUUUCCGACAUGUUACGAGCUGAUGACGCUCAAAGAGUUUUCACGUCGAAAUUGCUGGCUGGGGCGGUGCCGGAGCUGCCCUCCACCCUUUCACCUAGUACAGCAAUGGCUCCAUGGCUAGUUGUGCUUAACCCCUCAAAUCCUAGUGUCAACAAAGUUGACGAUGCAGUUCUCUAUAGCAGAUGGCAACAUGUGUUCCCUCGUCCGUCAGACAUGAAAGUCAUGAAGUGGAAGUCUUUAUCCUCUCCCGCCGCUGUUCCCCUUACUACCGAACAUUUUCCUUCCAAGCUUCAAUUUGAUACCGAAUACCAGAGACAACCAUACAAUAUUUCGCAGGAUGUUGAUGAUGAUCUAGCUGAGCAGCCCAAGUCCAGAGAAGAUUUUCUGAGAGACCUUAUCAGUGCGCGAUUUGCGCAUGGCUUCCAAGUGGUGAUCGGUUCGACCGUGGCCAGAGCAUUUGGGCAGAAACUUAUGAAAAUCGCCGAUAUCUUCUCACGAGACCGUAUCGUGGAAGACGGAACGAGCCUCUUCAUGAGCAUUGGAAAUACUAUACAUCAGCUCUCGUGUGUUAAUGGCACCGAAGUUGAGGUGACUAUUUUCUUACGCAAACCUACCGAAUCAUUCCUGCCUGCCGAUCAACCACCACCGAUCUACAAACCAGCAAUCCGUACCACAUACCAUACAGCGUACGAGCAACGAGAAAUUGACAUCAUAACGCCAAAGCCCGAGAAGAACUGGAACUACAUAGAUUCCUAUCUGGCAGGGCACUUUGAGGAAAUGACAGAGAAUCUGCGGUUCUGGCGCACACGAUUUGUGCUGAUCCCAAUGAAUUCGAGGGCAUCAAUGUCCAAAUCUCAUAUUGGUGCAGACAAUGAGGAGGAGAUUCGCCUAGAAGGCAUCAAACGCUUAGCUCAGGCUUGGCAGCGCCAUCGUUAUUUCCCACCAUCUGAGCGACAUUUCCAAAGUGCUGGCCGAAAGGCGAGAGAUCCCAAUCCUCUUGAUAUUGUGUACAAGACAGAAGAUCCAUCUGUGGUCGUCACAGCUGAAAUGGAGACAUUGCCCUUUUUUGAAACCCUGGACCCCUCGGCCCGCAAAGGUUUGGUUUCCGACAGAGAGCGCUUCUCGAAAUCCAACUUCAACAUCUCAACUCUUGCCGAGGCAAUUCAACAGCCAGUAGACCAAGGUGGAAUUCGAAUGCAGAAUCGAAGGUGGCACUUACGACUCCACUACAACUGCUUUAUUGGAUCUGACAUGACUACAUGGCUAUUAGACAACUUUGAAGACCUCGAAAGUCGAGAAGAAGCCAUUGAACUUGGCGAGGCUCUCAUGACUUACGAAGACGAGAAGUCAAGAGAGAGAGAAUUUGGGAGAGAAGCGAGGAAGGAUCGUGAGCGCGGCAUUUUUGUCCACGUUGAGCGGCGGCACAAAUUCCGCGACGGCCAAUACUUUUACCAGAUCGCCAGCGACUAUGCUAAGCCUCAACCUCCAAGUUGGCUCAACACGAGAAGGCGAGCAGACCACUCUGUGCCUCCUACGCCAUCUGUUGAGUCAGGGCCCAAAGACUCACCGCGAUAUUCGCUCAAUCCUGUAUCCAGGCCUAUUUCUAUCAACGAGGAAGCAUCACCUAGUUCCGGAGCUACUACGCCAACUAUUCCCUUGCUCAGUGGCAGAAAACCAAAGGUUUCACUAAGUAAGGUCAUGAAGUAUGACGUAGACCAUCGAAAAAGAUCAUACAGACCUGAGCGGAUUAACUUGCACUAUGACCGUCUGCAUAAUCCCGACAACUGCUAUCAUAUCCGUAUAGACUGGAUGAGUGUAACGGCAAAGCUCAUCGAGGAUGCUAUCAAGGGCUGGGCAACGCUUGCCGCACAGCACGGUCUCCGUCUCGUUGAAGUGCCCAUUCGUGAGGCAUGCCUGAUCACUGACCAGACUCCUUUUAGGAGGCCUUAUCGCAUCAAACUUGCAUUGCCGCCGCCCAGCCAAAGACCAGUCACAUAUUACGAUCCCAACUCAUUUUCUGCGCAAACCCAGCCGGGAAAGCAUUACUACCAGAAGGCGCUCUUGCGAAGGUUCGAUUUUGUCCUCGAUGUGGAGGCUGCCUCGAACUUUCCGAGCAAUGUGGAUGUCAGUUACUCAUGGGGCAAACCUGACUUCAAGUACACACAAUAUAUCCACCGCACUGGGAUGCUUUUAGUAGAGAUCACAGACGAUGGUGAGUUGCUAUGCCUGGUCAACAGACUCUACAGCAACAGAGCAGUGUCUGUUCAACAGCAGGCCCCACAACGUACAGAGCCACCUACAAACGAUCGAGUAGCACGUCUCAUGACUACUGGGUCGUACACUAGCUACGGAAUGGCUGAGCCGACGCCCAUUGCAAGUCCAAUGUUCCGACCAGUUCUCUUCUCAGCGCACUCAACGGCAGCUAGAGAUCCUCCACCAUCAAUGCCUUCACACAUGUCGCCCCGACUCUGCGCGACAAAGCCGACACCAACGCACAAUCCACACCUAACGACGGGUGAGGCCGAAGCACUUGUAGACGCGCUGGAGAGCUUCUGCUCCAGUGAGGAAACCCUCGAGGGUUUCUACAAGGAGGCCCUCGAAUGGGGAGCAAACGCAGCGACGCCUGCCAGCAGCGCGCAUGGCGACCACGAGUCGGUGCCCGAGGCGGGUAUCCCGGUGCUGGGGCUGCCUCCCGGUAUUCUAGCAAAUGAGCACCAAGCUGCGACCACUCCACGUGUUGGGGUACCGACGUUAGCCAGCUCACUCAUGAUCAGAAGGGGUAGUGUGCAACUUCAACACUUGUGA